AUGGAGACUGAGGUGAUCAAUGAUGAUGCCAAUGAAGAAACUGACUCCAACUCUGACCUAGAUGGCAGUGGCAAACAAUACAACUUCUGCACUUUGGGAAUGUACAACAAGAAGCACCCUAAGUGGAACUGUGCCUUUGAUGAUGCUUUGACAAAUGCAUUGCAUGGCACCAUUGAUACUACUGGGGAACACAAUGUCAAUUAUUUGAUCAUCAACAUCAUCAGGGAGCAUCAUACAUUCCAUCAGUUAGGCAAGCUUAAGAUGUUCAACUCUGAUGUCCAAAAACUCAUUCAGGAGAUUAGGUCCAUCCAGACAGAAAGCAGCUUGUUGGGAAAACCAUUUGCUGACAACACCCUGUUCUCUAACUUACAGAAGUGCACUAUUCACCACCCAAUGUACAAAGAGACUGUCACCACCAUUAGCCAGCUCACCUUCAGCACCCUUGCUACAGCCUUGACCAUUUGGCAGUUGGCAAUUGAGAACAACCCUGCUCAGAGGGUUGAUCCCUGCCAAGCCAGUGCCAGAGUUGCCAGCAGUGAUGACCAAGAUGAGCCAACUUUAAAGGAUGAGAGGAAUGAGAAGGAUGAAGACCAUACCAGUGCCAAGGUUGCUGCUUGGCCCUGA
This is a messenger RNA of Ustilago hordei, 624 nucleotides long. RefSeq lists its product as uncharacterized. NCBI's taxonomy places the organism in Eukaryota, Fungi, Basidiomycota, Ustilaginomycetes, Ustilaginales, Ustilaginaceae. Bases 1 to 624 code for a protein of 207 amino acids. The transcript is spliced from 3 exons. The record is from RefSeq and is a predicted model, not a curated record.